AUGUGGUUAUGGAUAUUAGCUGUGAUUUUUGUCGUCUCACAAGCCCAAGAUCCCGUGCCAACAGCGCCAAUUUUUCAACGAUGCCUCCGUCGACCGAUGCGUAUUGGUGAUACCUUCACCGCCCGUGGAAACCUGAUGCCAAAUUUGCAAAGAUGGACGUGCGAUCUGGAGACGCAAUUCGCGAAAAACGUCUUUGCCCAUAUGGAUCAUCGACUUUGGGGUGCACCACUGAUCGUGUAUACCCAGAGGCCAGGGCUUGGGGCCUUCCAACCCGAGAACAAGUAUGGCGCCAAGCCCUUCCUGCCCGGAACCACGUUUGAGCUGACCGUCACG
This is a messenger RNA of Mesorhabditis spiculigera, 333 nucleotides long. The record is from the annotation of a GenBank genome assembly. NCBI's taxonomy places the organism in Eukaryota, Metazoa, Nematoda, Chromadorea, Rhabditida, Rhabditidae.